AUGAGCACCUCCGGAAAUGCCAGUGCCGGACCCUGCACAUCCCUGCUGCCCAGGCCCAUUCUCACUCAGCCUCAACAUGCGCUGUACCGCACCGUGGCAAAGCCCUGGUUCUUGCUCGGUCGACCAGCCGCAGACUUUGAGGACAUUCCCUUGUUCUCCAAGCUCAUGUUGUCUGGAGAUGUGGAGAGCAGUCAGGAGGCACGUCUGUGGUACCUCCGGGUCCUUCGACGAGGUCUGGCUGUGAAGUCAGGAGCAUUCACGGCAGCCGACAAGCUGUCGAGGCAGGCCAUGGCAAGGCGAAAUGUCCUGCCCUGGAUCAUGAGCUUCGCUGGAUCCAAAGAGCUGGGAAGUCUCCCAGUCUUUCUGGAGGCCGCUGGGUGUGUGGAGGCUGCUUUGCAGGCGCCGGUGGUCUCGGCUGAAGGGGCGGCGCUCAAACUUUCGGUCGCAGAGUGGGCUACUGCUCAGGCCGCACGGGCACCACAGCGCGGCAACCGAAACCAUGCCCAGCAGGUUUUGCGUGCGGUGGGUCGCAUUGUCUCUGCACUCCUUCGCAUCCCAGGCGAUGAUCCUGCGCGAAGCCGCGUGCUCACCUCCAGCCACACGCAGCUUCUGGCAAUAGGCCGGGCGGUCCAAAGCUGUGCCGCGGCCUGGGUUCGGUUGCAGGAGCCAACUUCCGUGGAGGGGGCUGCUGAGGAGGAGGUGCCUGCCUCCGAAGCUGCCACGCAAGUUCCCGUGGCCUUGCUGUGGGAGCAGGUAUGCAUACUGGCUCGCCUGGCCACGGAGAAGCGCAAGGCCGCCGGCAAUGUAUCCGAUGAGCCCGAGGCCAAGAGACCGCGUAACGCCGAGGACAUGUCACUCGCAGCGCAGCUGGACUCUGUCCUUUGGCUUGUGGCCCAGCUGGAAGAGGGCUUCCAGGCGGUCGCACUUCCCAGAGCCAGCGAGUGCUUGCUGGCAGUGUCGCUGCGGCGGCGAGAGCCGAGUGGUUCCCUGCAGGAGCUGCUUUUGAUCACCUUCACAUUCGUGCAGGUCUCGCCGCUGAGUCCUUUAGUCCACGAGCUUUUCGGGCAGCUCGUCCGUUACCUGCUCGCGCAAGGCGAACAUGGACGACACAACCUCCACGUUCAAGAGGAGGCCAUCACGUCCGCUUUUCAAGUUCUCAUGGCCAUGUCCAACAAGGACUUGGCCCUCUCCAGUGAGGCCAAAGAAAGCCUUCGGAGAUUGGUUUGCACCUUCUUAUCUUUGCCGCACAGUGUGGAUUUUGCAGGGCGCCUUCAUUUACUGGCGAAUGCAAUCCUGUUGGCGCUUCAACCACCGGACUCCAGGCUGCAGAGGCUCCUCGAGCAGCUGCCAUCUCCGGAGGCGGCACUCUCGCGAGGAGCUGCGAAAGACUCUGGGCCGCUGCUGAUAGACCUGUUGAAAGAGCAGCUUUUUCAAAGCACUGAGCCCCCGAAUGAGAAGAAGCGCAGGACAAAAGAUGCUCGAAUCGGUCAAGGGCCAUUCGACGUGCGAGUUUGA
Molecule: messenger RNA, 1515 nt
Organism: Symbiodinium sp. CCMP2592
Lineage: Eukaryota; Dinophyceae; Suessiales; Symbiodiniaceae
Source: the annotation of a GenBank genome assembly